GGCAUCGUUAAAAAAAAGUUUUGCACGAAAGAAACCACACCACCCAUUGAAAAAGGCGCUGGAACAGGUACUCGCUUCCUUACCAUUUCAACAUUGGAAUCGAGGUUUUUUUUUUUUUUCGUUGAAAGGGAAGGUGAAAUGAAAGAUGGAGUUAGAGUACAGUGAGAGAGACGAGAUCAAGGACCAAUGAAUAUUUUAAUUAGUAUUAAAAUGAUUUAACCUGCCAUAAAGAUAAUUGUAGGCAGAGAAUAGCCUAUCAGUCUCAACAAGGAAAAAUCCUCCGUUUACCAACACCUGUGAUUCUCCGUCAACGGUUGACUUUCUACAGACAAAAACACCCAAAAUUCCUAUUCUUGUUUUACCCCUGCAAUUUCCGGUGAAAAUGAUCCCUGGAAAAUAAUUUUUCCCGAGAAUAUGAUUCGAUUGUCAUGAAACUAAAAAAAAAAAAAAAACAACUCUAAUCCGGCGAGACGUUGUACGAUGAGGUCGACCUAUGGCUUCUUCUUAAACUCCCAAAAUCGAGAGCUUUCCUCUUCAAUUCUUUCAUGGAAAAUCCAGAACAACGGGACCGAGACAAAACCCUAAUUACCGAACCGAAGGAAAUCAAUGCAGCAGAAGAAGAUGUGCUAGUAAUUGAAUGGGAAGAUUUCGAGCAUAAGCUUGCUAGAUUGUGGAGUUUAACUUCUGCCCUUAAAGAAUCUAAUGAUAAGAAGAAAAGUCUUCAAGAAAAACUCCAGUCACUUAUUCAGGUCAAAACUGAGUCAUUGAAUCAACUGAAUGAGCUGGAGGUAAUGCGUGAAAGACUAGAUGCAAGAAAAUUAGUUAUGGGAAACAUGUUAACUCGUUGCAUGGUUGCAACAGAGGAUGCUAAAAAACAGGAGGAAAUGCUUAGUGCUGAAGUGAGAUCACUGUUGGUUGCUGGUAUCUCUCUUUCUGUAGCAAAGAAGCAAUUGCAGGAAUCAAAUGGAUUACUCACUGAAGAAAGGGGUUACAUUAAGCUAAAAAAUGUGCAUAGGAAGCUUCGAGCAAGGCACCAAUAUAUGGUAUCACAAGUUUCAUUGCUCUAUCCCGUAAAAAUCUUGGUUGGAUCCACACAAGAGCAAGAACUUGAAUCCUGUCCAAGCAGUAGUACACUAGGGAAUUCUUCUGUAUCUAAGCGCAUUAACCAAGGAUCCUUGAUGAUUUUAGGUCUGAAUCUCACCAUGCUUCCUUUUACAAAGAUGAGUUUUUUCACUGGCAAAAAGGAGGUUCAGAGAUCUGCAACUGCCUUAGGAUAUGUUGCACAUGCUGUUUCACUAAUUGCAUCCUAUUUACAAGUUCCCUUACGUUAUCCUCUGCGCUUGGGUGGUUCCCACUCAUACAUUAACAACCAUGCGCCUUCAGUAGAGCCUACAUCUUCUGAUUUGUCAUGGAAUACAUCACUUUCUGCAAAUGUAAAGCCUGCAGAAUUUCCAUUGUUUUUAGAAGGUCAAGACACAACAAAAGCAGCAUAUGCAGUAUUCUUGUUGAACAAGGAUUAUUCACUAAAUAGGAAAAACCAUGAUGAUGGUCAGACCUUACAUCCAAUAGCACUCAAAAUCUCCUGUCUCCUAAAUUAUCAAAAGGCUAAUUGGGAAACAUGCAAAUUAUUUGAGUUUCCAAUUUUGGUCCCUUCUCUUUCUCCUCUUAUGUCUCCUUCUCUUUAAAAUUUUAAUCUUUGUUUUGUCAUAUAAAAUAAUUCUAUUCCCAACUCCUUAAGCGGAAAUACUUUCCCAAUCCACUUGUAAUUGUUACAUUAGUGUAUCAAGUGUAAACCACUAUGUAACAUUCUGCUUGUUUACUUGUUUUACCAUUGUAUAUCUUCUAGCUGUUCUGAUAUUUGUAACAUUUUAAUGAAAGAAAUUGCCAUUUUAUGGUAACUAACUAUUGAAGUUUUUAUGAUGUUGUUAAUCAAUUUCAAAUAUAGCAAGCAUUAAACCUGAACACUUAUAUAGAAGGGAGUUCAGUCAAUCAUUGGUAGACCAGAUUAAGUUGCUUGUCUCCAUGGUCUAUUUAUAUUUUACUGAAUAUGGUUAAGGCCAAAUAUCAUUUUAGGUUAAAAGGGGUUUGUAAGGAAGAACAAAAGUAGAGAAAGAGUGGAUACUUCUCAAAUGAGACUAACACAUACUAACCUUAUAAUUAUCUGUUAAGGAAUCUUGAAAUAUUAAUGUUAAAUUUUGUUAUCUGAGCAUAGAAGGCCAACAUAUUGCAAAUGGGUUAGAAAUGUAUAUUUGUGACCAACUUCAUAUUCAUAUGAAUGUAUGGGUUCGUGACAAAUCUCAAUGGGUCAAGCUAGCAUUCAUCCUUGUCUUAAUUUGUUGUACUAAUGUUUUAAGAGUUAGUCAAUGUUCCUUUUUGCAAAAUGUUUCUUGAGUUAAAUCAAUUGUUUAUGCAGUUAU
Molecule: messenger RNA, 2417 nt
Organism: Durio zibethinus
Lineage: Eukaryota; Viridiplantae; Streptophyta; Magnoliopsida; Malvales; Malvaceae
Source: RefSeq, a predicted model, not a curated record